Messenger RNA from Fukomys damarensis (Damara mole-rat), 1267 nucleotides. RefSeq names its product lactamase beta 2 (gene Lactb2). Gene Ontology annotation, cellular component: mitochondrial matrix. The record is from RefSeq and is a predicted model, not a curated record. Bases 81 to 947 code for a protein of 288 amino acids. The transcript is spliced from 7 exons. Gene Ontology annotation, molecular function: single-stranded RNA binding; RNA endonuclease activity. Lineage: Eukaryota; Metazoa; Chordata; Mammalia; Rodentia; Bathyergidae.
CCCCUCCCAUCCGGCCUACUGUUUGGCUACUGGCUAGGGAAGCCUGGUCCGGAGAGUGCUGGUGGAAAGCUGAGGCGGAGAUGGCUGUUGCGCUGCCGUACAUUGAAAGGCUGUCCUGUCGGGUGGUACGCGUUUUAGGCUGUAAUCCUGGUCCCAUGACCCUGCAAGGCACCAACACCUAUUUGGUGGGGACCGGCUCCAGGAGAAUCCUCAUUGACACUGGAGAACCAUCAAUUCCAGAAUAUAUCAGCUAUUUAAAGCAAGCUCUGGUUGAAUUUAACACAACAAUCCAGGAAAUCCUAGUGACUCAUUGGCAUCCUGAUCAUUCUGGAGGCAUAGGAGAUAUUUGUAAAAGCAUCAGUAAUGACACUGCCUAUUGCAUUAAAAAACUCCCACGGAAUCCCUAUAAAGAAGAAAUUAUAGGAAAUGGAGCACAACAAUAUGUUUAUCUAAAAAAUGGAGAUGUGAUUAAAACCAAGGGAGCCACUCUAAAAGUCAUAUACACACCUGGCCACAGUGAUGAUCAUAUGGCUCUACACUUAGAAGAAGAAAAUGCCAUUUUUUCUGGGGAUUGCAUACUAGGGGAAGGAACAACUAUAUUUGAAGACCUCUAUGAUUAUAUGAACUCCCUAAACCUGUUACUGAAAGUCAAAGCUAAUAUUAUAUAUCCAGGACAUGGCCCAGUAAUCCAAAAUGCAGAAGCUGCAAUUCAACAAUAUAUUUCUCACAGAAAUUACCGAGAGGAACAAAUUCUUACAUUCAUUCGUGACAAUUUUGAAAAAUCAUUUACAAAAACGGAGCUUGUAAAAAUUUUAUACAAGAAUGUUCCUGAGAAUUUACAUAAAAAAGCUGAACGUAAUGUUUUCCUUCAUUUGAAAAAACUAGAAAAAGAAGGAAAAAUAUUUAGCAACAUGGACCCUGACAAGAAAUGGAAAGCUGCACUUUAGUUUCAGCUUAGUGAAAGCUUUGUUUGUGCUUGCCUUUAGAGGAUAGUGUGCUUUCUUCACUGUGGACUAUUUAUAGAUACUAUAGAAUGUAGGACUUCAAAACUAACCUUAAAUAUACUUUAACUUUUUUUUUUUUCUUUUUGUACUGUGGAUUGAACUCGGGACCUUAUGCUUGAGAGGCUGGUGGCAGCACCACUGAGCUAAAUCCCCAGCCCAAAUCUUAGAUAUACUUUAAAACUGUGUCAUAUUUUAAAAUACAUAAAUUACAUUAUAUACCUAUAGUACAGGUUAUCUAAACUUGGUCUUACAAUUUUUUUUCC